Neurospora crassa OR74A is the source of this 1166-nucleotide messenger RNA. RefSeq lists its product as hypothetical. The coding region runs from base 371 to 1051 and encodes 226 amino acids. Lineage: Eukaryota; Fungi; Ascomycota; Sordariomycetes; Sordariales; Sordariaceae. The transcript is spliced from 4 exons. The record is from RefSeq and is a predicted model, not a curated record.
GUCACAUGCCGAAUGGUCCGGGUCUAAACCCCCUGACUUCCCCGGGUUUUGCGGGUUUGGCGUCCAUUGACGGCCGGACGGAAACGGACCCCAACGGUGUCAUUGAUCUCCACAGUCCCACUUGUCAGCCGGCCGUCGCCGAGCUUCUUAAGCUUCCCUCCCGCUUGUAUCAACGACGGGCAUGAUAUAUUGCAUGAUGCAACAUAUAAACUCCACUGUAUGCUUUGGAGAUAUAUAAGUGACCUUGGAUCACCUCUUGAACUACUCGUCCCAAGUGACCCCGCAACCUCGGCUGUCAACUUGUUGUCGAUCACAUUCACAGCUGAACUACAACAACACGAUAUCACAAUCACUACCAACAUCAGCAAAGAUGACAAAGGAAGAUCCCAUCGUCAAGGCGUUGCAGCAAUACACAACCUGCGAUGUCUCGGACGCCCUCAUCAAGCUCAAGUAUCGCAAUGGCGGGUUUCUCUCCGGUCUGACCAUGUGGUCCCCCCACCGUCAAGAAGGCGCAACCAAAAUCGUCGGUCCCGCCUACACCGUCCAAUAUGUUCCUUUGGAUGACCCGAGGCCGAAACACCCUACACACUAUAUCGACAACGUCCCCAAAGGCUCCGUAGUCUUCGUCUCCGCCCCCGCCAAGACCCCCAACGCCGUCUACGGCGGCCUCAUGUCCACGCGUGCCCGCGCCCUGGGAGCCGUCGGCUCCGUCAUCGACGGCCGCUUCCGGGACCUGCAAGAGCAACGAGACCUGCAUUAUCCCAUUUUCGCUCGGGACGUGGGCACCGCGCCGCCUGCCGAGCUGGUGAAGGUGGUCGCUGUGAACGUGCCAGUCAAGCUCCAGCAGACGACGGACGAGCAAAAGGACAUGAUGAUUAACCCGGGGGAUUAUAUCGUGGGGGAUAUCAAUGGCGUGGUGGUGCUUCCCAAGGAAUUGGCGGAGCACGCGCUGCCGUUGAUGAAGAAGCAGGUGGAGGCGGAUGCAAAGAUGCAGGUUGCGAUUGAGGGGGGGAUGAGUUUUGUGGAGGCUAGUAGGAAGUUUAGGGGGUGAGAUAUUGUCUUGGGUAGUUUGGGCUGGUUUGGUAGAGGUUGGAGGUGUUUUUUCUAUGGAUGAUAGCGACUAGUGAUGAAUAAUGAAACUUCCUGAGUUUUCUUUUGGUUCGGAU